UGCUGGAUCGUGGAAAUUGUUCAAGGAUGGUUCAUUGGGGGCUAGUGGUAGAGGAUUAGCAAAAGGCCGAUUGAUCCGCGGAGGUGGACACCUUGUACUUGGACAGGAUCAAGACAAAUUGGGAGGAGGCUUUGAAGAAUAUCAAAGUUUCAUUGGUGAAAUGGCAGAUGUCAAUAUCUGGCAUCACGUGAUUUCAGACCAAGAAAUCAGGCGCAUGUCCAAGUCGUGCUUGACAGGGACGGGAAAUUUGUUUCAGUGGAGCGACUUCAAAUAUCACCGAAUGGGCUCAGUGCAGAUAGUUCAGCCUUCUUGCUUAAAUUAAAAUGCGUAAUGCUUUACUGAAGUUGAAAUUUUAAUCGUAUUUAGUUAGUUUUAGGCUUGUUUCAUUAAGUUUAAUUUUAAAGUUCAAAACAACCGUAAAAAUGAUGGCACUAAGUGUUAAGCACCCUUCUUUUUCACUGUGAAACUUCCUAAAUGUUAUAGAAAUGUCGUUUCCGUUCUUAAAAUUUCUCUUAUCAUUUUGCAAGUUUGCGUUACUAAUUUGCCGCGUGAAGAUUUAUCUUUCCGCUCUGGGAAAUAAGUUACCCUGAGAUCCUGUAAGACGUAUGAAAAUAUUAAUUAAUAUGAAUGGAAAAUACAGCCGGGCCGUUAACUUUAAGGCAGCUUUUCAAAAACAAAAUUUCUAGGUCGAUUAACACAAGAAAAAAUAAGUUGAAAGGGUUGAAACUUUGAGGUAGUACCUCUUUUAUAAUUAUUUCUUUUAUUUCCUUUUUUGUUCCUUUUUUAUCUUUUUUCUUUUUUUAUUUGCUACUUUUGCCCUUUAUAAUCCUUUUUUCGUCAAGUUCCAGGCAUUCAGUUGGUGGAGACGAACAGGAGAGGGAAAAAUAUUCCAAGGGAAAAAGAAUAGAGUGUGCAAAAAAUGGCAUGCGAAAGAGCGCUCUCUUUCUAUUGCUGUAUCCCUAACAACCAUGGUUAACCGCAACCGACAUGCGCCAAGUUGCUUGCCAAUUUUUUAGCCCGUCUGUUUUUCGUUUCUCUCUCAACUAAUAUCCAAGUCCAAACCAAGAGAGAUGUUGUUUUCGAAGAGUAAAUGUGUUUCAUGCUAUCACCAAUAACGUGUCGUGAGUUUGACCAGUAGUCGCGAGUCACGGGUUGCGACUGGUAACAUUCUCCGAAGAUAAAAUCGGUAACAACCUGUAUUUCCAGCAUUAAAGAGCCAUGAAGACGCUGUUAUAGAAAUGUUUUAAAUCAAAUUUUUAUUCAUUUUUCCUGUUUUUUUGUAAAGAGCCAUGAAGACGCUGUUAUACUGAGAAAUGUUUUAAAUCAAAUUUUUAUUCACUUUUCCUGUUUUUUUUGUAAACAUCAAUAAAUCUUGGUGUACGUGUCCCCUAUUUUUUGUGGUACUAAAUAAAUGCCCGCCCACGGCCAUACAGAA
Pocillopora damicornis (cauliflower coral) is the source of this 1435-nucleotide messenger RNA. Its product is annotated as C-reactive protein. NCBI's taxonomy places the organism in Eukaryota, Metazoa, Cnidaria, Anthozoa, Scleractinia, Pocilloporidae. The record is from RefSeq and is a predicted model, not a curated record.